CCUGGGCGGAAACGGGCCGCGGCGUUAUUACGGACUGCCCCGCCGCCGCCGCCGCCGCCGCCGCCGCCGCCGCCGCUGCGGACGCUGCGCACCAUGAAGCUGCUCCGGCUCCUCGGGCUCCUCUGCGCGCUGCUCUGGGGCUGCUGGGAGCCUGGCAAUGCCAUAAAAUGCUCUGAAAAGCAGUAUGAGCACAAGGACAAGUGCUGCAACCGGUGCCAGCCAGGGAAAAAAUUGGUCUCCGAGUGCAACGGCACGACGGAUUCCCUCUGCGAUGCCUGCGAGAGCGGACACUACCAGCAGAGCUGGACCAAGGAGAGGCACUGCACCCCCCAUGACAUCUGCGAGGACAAUGCCGGCCUGGUCAUCAAGAAGGAAGGCAACGCGACACACAACACGGUGUGCCAGUGCCGGGCUGGCAUGCACUGCUCCGACGCCAGCUGCCAGACGUGCGUGGAGAACCAGCCCUGCGAGCGGGGUGCUGGCUUUGUGGCAGCCAAGGCCGCGGCCCGGACUUCGUCCCCCUGCGAGCCCUGCGCUGAAGGCACCUUCUCCAACGUCUCAUCUAAAACCGAGCCAUGCUACCCCUGGACGAGCUGUGAGGAGAAGGGGCUCGUGGUGAAGGCGAAGGGGACCAACACGUCGGACGCGCUCUGCGAGUCGAGCAGGCGCUCCUCGUUGUCGGUGCUGAUCCCCAUCACCGCCGCUGUCGUCACCUGCCUCGUGGGCAUCUGUAUCUACUGUCUGGUCCACAAAGAUCCCAGGCGGCAGGUGCAGGAGCAGAUGGAGACAGGGAAGCCCAGAGGGAUGACGAAGGUCCAGCAGCCCGUCGAGGUGGGGGACGACGUCUUCCCCGUGCAGGAGACCCUGUUGAGAGGCCAGCCUGUGGCCCAGGAGGACGGCAAGGAGAGCCGCAUGUCGGAGCAGGAGAGGCUGUGAGGGCGCAGGUGCAGCCUCCCCCAGGAGCACAGACCAAGGCCAGCUCCAUCCUCGGUCCCUUCUCCAGCCAGGGAGGAAGGCCAGCAUCUGGCCUGGGUGCAGAUGUGACAGUGCCAUGGACCAUGGCGUGACCACCUACAUGGGAGCACUGUAGCAGAGCCUGGUCCGGCCGCCCACGUGGGAGUGCUGUGGCAGAGCAAAGCUCCACUGCCGGCAUGGGGAUGCAAGAGCAGCUACCUGCCCGCGGGUGCCAUGGCAGAGCACAGCACAGCGGUUUGCACACAGACCCCGCAGCAGAGCCUGGUCUCCCUGAACACAUGGGCACAUCGCGGCAGAGAGCGCUUGGCUAACCAUGCAGAAACGCCCCGGCAGGGCACGGCUUGGCUUCGGCACGGCAAUGUCACGGCGGGGCCUGGUCCUGCGUGGGGAUGCCGCGGCAGAGCACGGCUCGGCUUCGGCAUGGCAAUGUCACGGCAGAGCACAGCUCUGCCUCCUCCAGGGAGGCCACAGCAGUGCACAGCUUGGCCGCCCGUGCAGGGACCCACACUGGAGCUCGGCCCUGUGGCCCCGGGCAGGCGGUGGAGAAGGGCUGGCCCGGCAGCGGCUGUUGCCCCUGGGGCAGGGCAGCAGCCCUGUCCUUGCACCUGCCUGGGUGCUGGGUGUGCUGUGCUGCCCCAGCACAAACAGGCUGCUCAGGGGAGAAAUACAGCAUUUGCUGUCCUACA
Rhea pennata is the source of this 1661-nucleotide messenger RNA. RefSeq names its product CD40 molecule (gene CD40). The transcript is spliced from 9 exons. Gene Ontology annotation, molecular function: antigen binding; signaling receptor activity; protein binding. NCBI's taxonomy places the organism in Eukaryota, Metazoa, Chordata, Aves, Rheiformes, Rheidae. Gene Ontology annotation, biological process: TRIF-dependent toll-like receptor signaling pathway; CD40 signaling pathway; positive regulation of isotype switching to IgG isotypes. The record is from RefSeq and is a predicted model, not a curated record. Gene Ontology annotation, cellular component: external side of plasma membrane; CD40 receptor complex. The coding region runs from base 94 to 936 and encodes 280 amino acids.